UUUUUAGAAACAAGAAGAAAUAAAGAUUCGAUCUGGUCUGCACGUUUUACUUUUAAAGUAGUGGUUAUAAAGUAGUUGUUUUACAUGUAUCACUAUGUAUGUUUAACUUUUUACAGCAACAAGAAGAAAACACACACUACUGUGUGUUUUUCUCCUUUCAAAAAUGGAACUUGAACUAGUUUCAAUGGCUUCAGCAAUCGGAGUAUCCGUCCCGGUGCUCCGGUUCCUCCUCUGUUUCAUUGCUACAAUUCCGGUCAGUUAUUUCCAUCAACUAAUCCCGGGUGGCGCUCAGGUGAAACACCUCUAUGCGGCCACUUCUGGCAUAGUAUUAUCUUAUUUAUCAUUCGGAUUUUCUUCGAAUCUUCAUUUCUUGGUGCCCAUGUUCAUUGGUUAUGCUUCUAUGCCUCUCUUUCGCCGCCGAUGUGGACUCAUCACUUUUUUCUUUGCUCUGGGCUACCUCAUCGCAUGCCAUGUAUACUACAUGAGUGGAGACGCUUGGAAAGAAGGCGGUAUUGAUGCCACUGGAGCCUUGAUGGUUUUGACAUUAAAAGUCAUUUCUUGUGCUAUUAAUUACAAUGAUGGAAUGCUAAAGGAAGAAAACUUGCGUGAGGCACAAAAGAAAAACAGAUUGCUCAAGUUGCCCUCUAUUGUUGAAUAUGUUGGGUAUUGCCUCUGUUGUGGCAGUCACUUUGCCGGUCCAGUUUUUGAAAUGAAGGAUUAUCUUGAAUGGACUGAAAGAAAAGGGAUCUGGACACCUUCAGCUAAGGGGAAGUCACCAUCACCAUAUUGGCCAACACUUAAAGCUCUUUUCCAAGCUGUUUUGUGCAUGGGAUUGUACAUGUACUUCGUCACCAAAUUUCCCCUGUCUCGUUUUACAGACCCUGUAUAUCAAGAAUGGGGUUUUAUGAAACGAGUGGGUUUCCAGUACAUGUCUGCCUUAACUGCACGUUGCAAAUAUUAUUUCAUAUGGUCAAUAUCCGAAGCUUCCAUCAUCAUUUCUGGUCUUGGUUUUAGCGGAUGGACAGAAUCUUCACCACCAAAACCACGAUGGGACCGGGCAAAAAAUGUUGAUAUCUUGGGUUUUGAGUUGGCAACAAGUGCAGUUGAGGUGCCACUUACAUGGAACAUACAAGUCAGCACCUGGCUGCGUCACUAUGUCUAUGAGAGGCUUCUUCAAAAGGGAAAGAAACCAGGUUUAUUCCACUUGUUGGCUACACAAACUGUCACUGCUGUUUGGCAUGGUUUGUAUCCUGGGUACUUCAUAUUCUUCAUUCAUUCAGCUCUACUCAUUGCCGGUUCAAGAGUCAUAUACAGAUGGCAGCAAAUGGUUCCUCCGAAAAUGGCUAUAUUUAGAAAGCUUCUUAUGGCCAUGAACUUCACCUACACACUUCUGGUCUUGAACUGCGCCAGUGUUGGUUUCUUAGUGUUGACUCUAAGUGAAACACUAAGUGCAUACAAGAGUGUGUACUUCAUCGCAACUGCUACUCCAAUCCUAUUAGUUCUUCUUGGAAAGAUCAUUAAACCUGCAAAGCCAGCAAGAACUAAACCUCGAAAAGAUGAAUGAAGUAGAGUUAGAUCUUCAGAACAGAAAGUGCUUCAGCUUGAGGUCUGGAAUGUUAUGUAGCUCUUCUUUCUGACACGCAUUGUUGUCCUGCUAAUCUGUAACAACAACGAAAACUAUCCAACUUGUACCAUGUUUUAGCUCACUUAAUGCAUAAUGCAUGGUGGCCCUCUUGGUUAUGAUUAGCACCAGCAAUUCCAGAGUUCCAGUAUUGUGACCA
Molecule: messenger RNA, 1781 nt
Organism: Daucus carota subsp. sativus
Lineage: Eukaryota; Viridiplantae; Streptophyta; Magnoliopsida; Apiales; Apiaceae
Product: lysophospholipid acyltransferase 1
Exons: 8
Coding region: 164-1564 (466 amino acids)
Biological process (GO): triglyceride biosynthetic process; phospholipid biosynthetic process; lipid modification
Cellular component (GO): endoplasmic reticulum; membrane
Molecular function (GO): acyltransferase activity
Source: RefSeq, a predicted model, not a curated record